AUGAAGGAGUUUCUCGAUUCGGACAGAGUCAAUUUCCUCGUUUGGAGGUAUCUUUUGGAAGGGAACUACCGCGAGACAGCAGUCAAAUUCCAAAAAGAAUGGCACGUCAGGGAGCCUCACCGGCACUUUGAUUUCGCACCCCAUGUUAAGAGUCAUGCACUCGUUUCUGUAGUCAACCGGGGCUUGCUCUAUUAUUCUCUCGAACGAGAAUACUUAAACUCUAAAACAGCAUCUAAAGACGAGACCCAGCAGUUUGGGGUAUUUGGGCCGCUCAUCACAGAACCUCCAGUGCGCCAUGUGGAUCAAGACGAAGACGCGGAGGCAAAGGCCGUGACAACAGUGACGGGAGCCGAUGAUGCGGAAGGCUUGCGCAAACGCCAGCUGGACAAGCAACAGCUGCAGCAAAACGGGGCGCCAGCGAAACGAACCAAGAUCGGAAAUGGGCACGAUGCUGCCGGCGUUGCUGAUGUCGCACCGCCAACUCCAAUGGAGAUCGAUAGCAGCGAAAACCAACACGCUUACCCGUCACCUAUGGAACGAGAACCCGCUCCGACGCCGGGACCACGAACCGAUGGUCCUGAGCAGGGUACGCAGAUCGAUAAAGUUCAGGAGCUGGCGCCGGAAACAAUUUUCCUGCGCCUGGCACCCGAUCAAGCCACGGGCGACGACCUGACCGAGCCGCUGCAGCCGGGACGCGAGAACCCCAUCGUCCUGCAUUGUGAGUGGAACCCUGCCAACCCGUCCAUAUUGGCGGCUUCUGGGUCAGAUGCACUAGCCCGGAUUUGGACACUUUCGCGUACUUCUGCCGAUCCCGUGGAUGAUCACGUGAAUGGAAGCAACCGUCCUUACAAAGACCUGGUCGACGAGGAUGUGCCUCAGACAUCGACUGUAACCACCAUGGCCUGGAACCCCGAUGGGACUGCGGUAGCGAUUGCGACAGAAACUGGUACAAAGGCCAGCGUCAGUAUCUGGGCUCCUGAUGGCACCGUCCUUAUGCGGUUCAGUGCACAAGAGGCCCCAAUGAUCAAGCUGCGGUGGAAUUUAAAUGGCACUUCGCUUCUCGGGGUCGGCCCCUACAACAGCGGGUUACUUAUUACAAUCUAUUCAGCUGUCACAUCGAACUCCACCUCUCAUUUCCUCCCCGACUUUCCCUCCGAACAUGACGCGCAACCGGAUCUUGAUGCGGCUUGGGUGAACGAAACCGAGUUUUUGGUGUGUGGAGGCGACCUGCUCCUCGCAUUACGAUGCAGUGAAUCAGGCAUUGAAAAGGCCAAGACGUUUGCAACAACAAAGGAUGAUAGUUUUGUACAGAUCCAAUACGAUUGGAGAAGCAAGAUUGCCGCCACAGCUAGCGAGAAAGGCCUGCUUGAUUCUCAGCUCUGGAACGAGGCUGGCGAGCGCCGCACAAUAUCCGCCCACAUCGGUCUCAUCACUUGCCUUAUGUGGCAACCGUUACAGUCGACGCCACCGGCAGAAGAACGGUUGUUAGCCUCUGGGGGCGAAGACGGUGCCAUCUCUAUUUGGAAUGCACGGCUGCCUGACAGUAAGCCCAAGUGCUCGAUGACAAUGGACCUACCCGUAGUAGCUCUCGCCUUCACCCCAGACGGUGCAUUUAUCGCGGGGGCCACAGCAGACCGCAUCUUGAUCUGGAAGGUUGGCGACCAUGCAAUCCCACGGGCCAGCUGGAGUAGAACUCCUCACCCAGGAUGGCUCAGUCCCAAGACCAACGGCGACGGGGAGAACAGUGAUGGCGUGGAUGAAGACAUUCACUGUUUAUGCUGGGACACAACAGGUCAAAAGCUGGCCUAUGGUGUAAAAAAUAGGCUGGCCGUGAUCAAUUUCCGCUGA
Messenger RNA from Grosmannia clavigera kw1407, 1848 nucleotides. RefSeq names its product WD repeat protein. The transcript has 6 exons. Gene Ontology annotation, cellular component: Set3 complex. NCBI's taxonomy places the organism in Eukaryota, Fungi, Ascomycota, Sordariomycetes, Ophiostomatales, Ophiostomataceae. Gene Ontology annotation, biological process: regulation of transcription by RNA polymerase II. Gene Ontology annotation, molecular function: protein binding; transcription corepressor activity. Bases 1 to 1848 code for a protein of 615 amino acids. The record is from RefSeq and is a predicted model, not a curated record.